This is a messenger RNA of Acomys russatus (golden spiny mouse), 954 nucleotides long. Its product is annotated as vomeronasal type-1 receptor 90-like. The coding region runs from base 1 to 954 and encodes 317 amino acids. Gene Ontology annotation, molecular function: pheromone receptor activity. Gene Ontology annotation, cellular component: membrane. The transcript has a single exon. Gene Ontology annotation, biological process: G protein-coupled receptor signaling pathway. Lineage: Eukaryota; Metazoa; Chordata; Mammalia; Rodentia; Muridae. The record is from RefSeq and is a predicted model, not a curated record.
AUGGUGUUUCGAGGCAACACCAUCUUGGGGGUUUUCUUCAUAUCCCAGCUCUGUGUGGGUGUCAUUGGGAACCUGUUGCUCCUCAUGGUGUAUGUGCACAGCUCCUUAGUCAAAGCUCGCAUUAGCAGACCUAUCGAUCCCAUUUUCAUGCACCUAAUGAUAGUCAAUAUAUUGACAAUCAUAUUUUCUAUGAUAUUAUAUAUCUUGUCAUCCUUUGGAGUACCCAAUUUUCUGGAUGACGCUGGCUGUAAGGCCACUGUGUAUAUAUACAGAGUCACCCGGGGUCUGUCCAUCUGCACCACCUCAAUUCUAAGUACAUUCCAAGCCAUCUCUAUCACUCCCAGUAAUUCAAACUGGGUAUGGCUUAAGCCUAAGCUCUCUAAAUGGACUUGUCACUCCUUCCUGUUUUCCUGGUUCAUCAACCUGACCCUGUAUGUGCGCAUCAUUGAGACAGUGAUAAUAAAAAUCAAUAACACUGAUGUUGACUACGGAUUUUAUCACCCUUACUGUAAAAUGAGACCAUUUGAGUACCCCAAUCCAGAAUUAUUCCUGAAUAUUAUCAUAAUAAGAGACCUCUUCUUUGUGGCCAUCAUGGUGUGGACCAGUCUCUACAUGGUGAUUCUCCUCCUCAGACACCACAAGAGAGCCCAGCAUCUCCACAGCCCAAGCCUCUCCUCCUCUCAGGCAUCUCCUGAACACAAAGCCACUCACAGCAUCUUGUUGCUGACGAGCUGCUUUGUGUUCUUUUAUUUGGUGAAUAACUUCAUCACCCUCUAUGGGUUUUCUACACAUGAAAGAAAGCCAAACCUGGGGGCAAUUGUUGUAGUCGUGCCAUCAUUCUACCCCACUCUCUGCCCUUUUUUACUGAUGAACAUUAAUAAAAUUAUUUCACGCUUUAUUUCUUCCCUGCCAGUACUGAGAAUUGCCUGUUUUCAGAGAGCUGUUGGUGAGUGA